CCUUGGGAUCAACUCAGGUUGGCCGAUGGGAAGUUGGAACAAAACGAUACCUAGCACGACAGCCGCUUCCAAUCAACACACUGGGUGAAAGGGCGGAACUGCCAUUUAGUCCUCGUGUUUCUAUGAGUGGCUGAGCCUCAGCGAAUCAGUGAUGCUGGAAGGAAAUUCUUCAUCGCAGCCGCCGCCCCAAACCCAAGCUCGCCAGUGCGCAACGCCGCAUACUUGGGCCAACGUAGAUGCCUCGAGUAUCUUAAGCAAGAAGCAGCGCCAUCGGGAUGAAGCGCAGACAAGAUGCGAUGCACCCGGCCCUCGUCAGCGGUUCCCUGGGAUCUGGCUCUGACAUGCCAAUUAUGCUUGGCUCAUGGUGCGAUCGUCUGAUCUGGAGAUCGGUCUGCCACGCAAUCCACACACAUACGCGCGCACCAUCAUCUCGCAUUUUCGUCUGGCAAAUAACAUGUCACGAACAAUACCACUCACCCUCCAUCCAUGUCGGAUCGAAGGGGGCUAAAGGAAUGUGGAGCCUGACCGGUGAGAGUGACUGCAUCGGCACUAAUAUCUUGACCCCCCAGCUCUCGGGCGACGGUAGCCAAACGCAGGAUGCGGCGGCUCUCGUCGCGACGAAAUGGUCCGACUCCUGGGGCAUAACUAUGGUAUAUCGGCAUAUCGACUCCAGUCAUCAGCAUGCUCAGGUGCAUCUCCAGCGACCAGCGUCUCGUCGGCAGUGUCAGAAGUUGGAAAAGAAAUUGUCUAGCGCCCGAAGAGGUCAUCAACCCCGCUUCCCGGCCAUGUGGUUAACACACUCAGGGCCCUCCCGGUAAGGAGAUUAGAGUGGUUGGCGAGACAGGCAGCCCCAUGCUCUUCCCAGGUCUCGGCAACGAGAUCAGGCCAGAAAGAGCCCGUAGCCGAUUGCUCGCCCGUAGUCG
This is a messenger RNA of Colletotrichum phormii, 923 nucleotides long. RefSeq lists its product as uncharacterized. The transcript has a single exon. The coding region runs from base 276 to 818 and encodes 180 amino acids. The record is from RefSeq and is a predicted model, not a curated record. NCBI's taxonomy places the organism in Eukaryota, Fungi, Ascomycota, Sordariomycetes, Glomerellales, Glomerellaceae.